Molecule: messenger RNA, 348 nt
Organism: Cryptococcus amylolentus CBS 6039
Lineage: Eukaryota; Fungi; Basidiomycota; Tremellomycetes; Tremellales; Cryptococcaceae
Exons: 1
Coding region: 1-348 (115 amino acids)
Source: RefSeq, a predicted model, not a curated record
AUGGUUGGCCAGCGUAGUCACAGCAUCAUCCUCCCCUCCAGCCCGCUCCUCAACGACGACCCGUCCUUCACAUCCGUUGACGAUCCCCCAUCCCCCAUCUUCCGGAUUCCUUCCCCCAUCAUCCAUCCAGUAGUCAUCCCAUCCAUACCCUGCGACCCCAUACCCUAUAAGAGGCGGACCGAAAGCGACGCCACUAUCAGACCGUCGGUGAAGCAGUUGGAGAGAGAGAAAGAAGAUUGGGAGGAUGUGGACAUGACGCCCAUGGCGGAGAAAGAAACUUUCAUCUUCUUUGACAUUGAGGAAGGGGAAAAGGAAGAGGAAGGGUCGAUUGACAAAUGGCUCUUGUAA